AGUAGGGGGCGGUAAAAAGUCCCGCGGUCAGUUGGAGCGCAGAGCAGCGGAGGGAGCCCGAAGUUCGGCUGUGAUUGUUUCACUUUCCGCUGAAAAUAUCCGAAGAAAGUUCUUCGGACGGCCGCGUCAGAUGAUCCGCUUUUACCCUGAAAAGGAGCGCUAACAGCGGGACCCUCCGGUGAGCUUGGCGGUGUUGGUUGAUUAGCUGGCUAACCCCGCUACUAACUUAGCUUAGCUUAGCCUAGCCUCCUCGCCGUCUCGGGGCUGCGGCGCUGCCGCAGACCCUUGCCCACCUCCCGCUACACCCUUCAGUGAACACGGACAUCCGCCUGACAUGGGUCCACCUGGCUGGGGACCUCCACCUCCUGGGGGCUGGGGCCCUCCACCGCCUGGUGGAUGGCCUCCGCCGCCCGAUGACUGGGACCUGAUAGGGCCUCCGCCGCCCGGAGGAUGGGGUCCGAGAGGACCUCCGCCGCCUGGAGGAUGGGGGCCGAGAGGGCCGCCUCCUCAUGGUGCAUGGGACCCCAGAGGACCGCUGCCCCCGGACUGGGAUCCAAGGGGACCGCUGCCCCCGGACUGGGAUCCAAGGGGACCGCCACAUCCGGACUGGGGUCCAAGAGGACCGCCACUCCCAGACUGGCACGGCCGAGGACCCCCACCCCCUGACUGGGAUCCACGGGGACCUCCUCCCCCUGGCUGGGGACCGGAGGACUGGGACUGGGACCGUCGUGCUGAUUACUGGCGACCCCCACACCCAGAGGCUGACUGGAGGGGACACGACCGGCCUCUCCCUCCGCCAGGAUGGGGUCAUCCUGGCUGGGAUCCGGAGGGCCCUCCUGAACCAUGGGGCCCCGAGCCCGUCCCUCCUGCACCCAUACCCUCUGUCGCCCCCCCUGUGGUUCCCCCUGUGGUCCCAGCUGUGCCUACGGUUGGGAUGCCUCCCCCGGACCCCGCAGCCUUUGUACCCGCAAGCUGCAUGCCUCCCUUUGGAUACCCACCAGCCUACCCUCCGCCCGGCUGGACAGGAGAGCCUGUGGUGGAAGAGCCCAUGCCCAACCCUCCGCCUGACCAGCCCGAGUGGAUCAAAGCUCUGAUUUCAGCUCCGGCUACGGAGUCAACAUCAUCUGAGGCUAAAAAGCCCGCUGAGGACCCGGCUGUGGUCAAAAAAAUGCCUGCUGCUGAGCCCGCCCCCACCGCCGCUGCUGCUCCCACCGCCCCCACCACUCCUGCCCCGAAACCUAAACCUGAGGUCAGCACAAUCAGUAAAGCUCUGGGGCUGCUGGGAAAACGCACAUUUGAAAAGCCUCCUCCGGGCAGGUCCACGGGGAUCAUCUCCUUCAUCGGGCCAACGUUCGGUUACAUCAUGCGUGAAGACCUGGAGAAGUUCAACUUCAGCUUCGACGCCUUCUUUGGAAAUCCUAAAGCCAUGACGGCUGGGGUCAGAGUUCACUUCACUGCCUGCAAGGAGAAGAACAGCUCGAUAGCGACUGACGUGAAGGUGGCGCCGGGCGGGACCGAGAACCUGGACCCUGAGAUCUACGAGGCCGUUGUCUGUCAGCCAAUCGUGGAGCCUCAGCCCGGCGAGCGUCAGUACCCAGGUCAGGUGUACGUGACCAUCGGGCCCGUGAGGAGGAACCUGCCUUUCGACAGGAAGGACAGCACGGUGACGCUGCUGAAGAACGACCAGGUGCUCAUCAACCUGCUGACCGACAUCAUCACAGAGAAGACCAGAGCCACCAACAUCAAGCCCAAAAUCCCAGCGACCUUCAGCCACACCAAGGAGAUCCGAGAGAAGGGCGUCAUCGUCAGCCUGAAGGAUACAGAAGGCGUCAUCAAGAGGCAGGACGACACGGAGCUCGCCUUUGAAACCAAAGAGAACUUCAGCGACGUCGAGUUCACGCAGGAGGACAUCAACGAGGAGGUGGAGUUUACCAUCAUCCAGCUGAGAGCGGGAAAACGAGCCGUCAGGAUCCAGCGGGUGAAGGAGCCCCUCCUCUUGGCCCUUUGCACCGCCACUGCUGCCGCCGGCGGCGACGAGGAGGAUAAGACAGAAAACAGCAAAGACUGCUUCACCAAGCCAAUCAGAACCAGGACCAAGCAGGAGAUCGGACCCAACAUGGUGCUGGACACGGAGCUGUACGAGGGCAUUGUCAGCCAGACGAUCAUCGAACCCAAGUCCGGCACGCCUGGUUACCCAGGCCAGGUCCACGCCAACAUCGGCACCGUCAGGACCAACGUGACCUUCGACGAUCGAGACUGUGGCGUCACGCUUCUGAAGAACGACCAUGUGCUGAUCAACCUGCUGAUCGACACGGUGACGAGGAAGAGGAGAGCGGCCAACAUCAAACCCAAAGUCCCGUUCACCUUCAAAUACACCAAAGAGGAGCGAGAGCUGGGCAUCAUCACCUCGCUGGGGCCAGAGGUCGGCGUCCUAAAGUCGGAGAAGCACGGCGAGCUUCCCUUUGACGUUUGCGAGAACUUCAGCGAUACAGAGUUCAACGGUGACGACGUCCAGAAAGAGGUGGAGUUCACGACCGUCCAGGUGAAAUCGAACACAAGGGCCAUCAGGCUGAGGAGGACGAAGAAGAUCGAGGACCCGAUCCUAUACGAGCAGAAGAAACGGGAUGAAGAGGAGAGGAAGAAAGAGGAGGAAGAAAGGAAGAAGAGGAAGGAGGAAAAGAGCAAGAAGAGAGAGGAGGAGGAGAGGGAGCUGGAGCGGAAGAAGAAGGAGGAGGUGGCUGCAGCGCUGGCAGCUGCCAAAGACAAGUGGACGCCGCUCGGCUUCACAAUGCGAGACCCCGACACGCUGGAUGACAUCAGCAAGGAGCGAUUUGAAGGCACCAUCCUCAAAUCAAUUCCCAGACACCCUCCCAAGACAAUAAAGAAGGAGCUCGAGGAGAAAGAGGAGGCGACUGAGGAGGAGCAAGGAGCUGCCGAUGCUGGACAGGUGCAAAUAAAAGUGGAGAAAAUGGAGGAGGGAGAGAAGGGAGAGGUGCAGGGAGGACAGGAGGUAACGCUGGAGCUGAAGAAGGAGAAGACAUGUGAGGAGGUAACGAAGGAAAAGCCUCCUGAAGCUGAAGUCAAAACCAAACUGGACGUAGAUGUGGGCCGGCUGGUGAUGACCAUCGACGGCCAACAGAAACAGCUGACCUUUGGCCCCAAAGACCUCCUGACCACUGCCACCAUGCUCGAUGGUGACAAGGUGCGCUUUAACAUCGCAACCCAUCGGGAGACCAAAGAGGAGCGGGCGACUUGCGUGGAAAUUCUCCACGACUCCUUCGAAGAAUCUACUGAACAGCGUCAGCACGGCAUCGUGAUCGAGUUCUUGGAGGACUCCGGGCUCAUCAAGUGCACUCAGAACCCCCAGCUCUACUUCCACAUGUCCGAGGUGAUCGAGAAGAAGAAGCUGGAGUUGAACGAGAAGGUUGAGUUUAGCAUCGUCCUGCAUGAAACAGCAGACGGGGGAGUCCAGGCCAUCAGGAUAAAACGUUACACAGAGAGCGUUUUCCUCCCAGUGAGGAAACUUGGUGGUGUCGGUGCAAACAAAGGAAAGAUGACCAUCAAGCUGACAAAAGCUACCGGAGAGAAGGAAAAACCAGAGGCAGAGAAGCUGAAGGCAGUGGUGAAAAAUCUCAGAGCACAGGACAGUAAGACUAACAAGAAGGAUUACAGUGCCACGAGGCGUAGAUACAGCAGGAGUCAGAGCAGGAGUCGGAGUAGAAGUCCCCCCAGAGACCAGUUUGGACGUAUCAAAAAGAGACGCAGCUCCAGCGCCGACCGUGAACACCGGAGCAGCAGGCACAGGCGAAGCCGAGAGAGAUUACACAAGCGCACCCGAAGCCGCUCCAAGAGCAGGAGUCGCAGCCGGAGCAAGAGCUCCAGCAGGAGCCGAAGCAGGAGCAGGGAGAGGAGCAAAGACCGGGCCAGCAAGAGAAGGAGUAAAACAAACAGAGACCAUGAAGAAAGUCACAAGAAGAGGAGGGAACUGAGCCCUCCUCCUAGGCGAGGUGGAAUUGUGGAUGACGAGCUGGCGAGGAAGAAGCGGGAACUGGAGGAGCUGAAUGAAAUGAUCGCCUACAAAAAGUCGCUGGUGGACAUUGACCCAAGAGGACUCGAGCCUGGACAGAGGACCUGCAUUGACUACGACCACGGUAGGAUCGCCGUUCCCCUCGCCGAGUACAAACCGGUCCGUUCCAUCUUAAAGAAACGACCAGAUGGACCAGAAUAUCUCCACCGUCCUCCUUACGACGAUGUUUAUUAUGACCGCCCAUAUAGUGCUUACCAAGACAGGUGCUACAGUGACCCCUACGGGGACUCGUAUGCCACUCGGCCACACACACAUCCGUAUGGUGACCGUCCAUACAGUGACCGCUCUUACGAAAGUCACCUCUAUAGUGAAUCUCCCUAUGGUGGCCCGCCAUCUACCAGCCGCCGCUACACUGAUCGAUACGAUGUUUAUGAUGAACCCUACGAUGAUCGCUACUAUGACCCGGCGUAUGUGGACCGACCUUACGAUCCAUAUCCCCCAGACAAACGAAGCCACUCUCCAGAACCUCGUGGCCCCUCGCCCCCUUCUCACGGUGGCAAAGCUCACACAGCUUCGACUCACCCGCCUUUGUCCCAUAGUGCUGCCACAUCCUCAUGCCAGACCUCAUUCAGACCCCCUUCGCCCAUAGACUCACCUCCUAGAAGCCCCUCUCCCAAACUAAAGGAGAAGAAGUCACGCUUGUCUCCUCCAACUGAGAAACCACCCCUGGACCGUUUUCUUGAUAUGCUUAACCGAAAGGUGGAUGCUGAAAAGAAUUUGGGACCAGUUCAUGUUAAUGAUGACCUUCUGCCUCAUGAGCGGGCUCUUCAGGAUGGUAAGGGUUUCUCUCGAAUUGUGGGGCUGGCUCAAGAGCCACCAAGCAUUAGUCUAGCCCAAGAAGGGCAGAAGAGACCACCGAGCCCUAAACGUUCCUCUGUUGAGAAAACAAAUGAGGAUCCAAAGACAGAACCCUAUGAUAAGAUCCAGAGUCUACUUCGUACUAUUGGCUUGAAGCUGAGUACAGGAGAGGUCUCUAAACUAGCCAGCCAAGCCCAGGAGAAAGUCUUUAGCCCGAGAUCUUCCACAGAGAGAGCGACUUCAUCGGCUCCACGGGAAGAACUGCGGACAACCAGAACUGGUUCCCUGGAAUCGGAUCGCAUCCAUUCCCCCUCGCCUGUCAGAUCCUCCAGUUUGGAGCCGCUCGGCAGACAGAAAACUAACGUGUCUGAAUAUGAAGAGUUCCUGGACCAGCAAGAGUUAGAAGCAUUUAAGAAGGCACAACAGCUACAGAGUCUUACCAAAACGAUGGGGAGCACAGCCACCACCACUCCUUCUCCAAAACCCCCUCCUGGGCCUCCACCUGCUCACUACCGACAUCCAACACCACCAUUCAACUGGCCACUUGGCGUCACCGCUGAGAUUUUGCCAACGCAGACGUCCACAUCCAGCAUGGUCACUCAAACUUCUCCUGCAGCUGGUACACAAUUCCAAACACUGGGACAACCUCCUGGACCUCCACCUGGACCCCCUCCACGGCGGCCAGGACAGCCUCCUCCGGGACCGCCUCCUGGACCUCCACCACGACGUCAUCCUGGACAGCCUCCUUUCUCUCCACCCUCCAAUCAAUCAGUCUUGCCUUUUAUUGAAGUGCCAGACACAGCACCUCCCCUUGGGACCACCAGUCCUACGCAACCUUUAACCACUACUGUGGUACUACCACCGUCAUCAACACUGACAUCUUCAAGUCCUGCAAGCACUGACCACUCUGCUAUCUCUACAACAGUGGCGAGAUGCCUGAAGGUCAUUGAGACUGUGAAAUCUCUAGCUGUUCAGUCACCAGCCAAACCAGUCAAAUCUGUCCAGUUCAGUUUACCCACAGAGCCCCCAUUAGUAGAGACAGAAGAUGACAUAAAGCUCAAGCAGAAGGAGAAGCUGGAUUUGUACAACCAGAGACUUUUGGAAAAGAGAGAACAGGAGUUCAAGGAGAUGCUAGCCCGUAAGAAGCAAGGGGAGACCAGUAAGGAUGGCUUGCUGAUCUCGUCAGGUAAACAAGUCAGCAGUGAGCCCAGGAAUGUUUGGAUCGUCGGUCAUUCGCUGGUUUAUUGGGCCGAGUCGCGUGCCAAGUCUCCGGAGGUAGGUAUGCAGCUGGGCAUGGACCCCGGCAAGGUGACCGUCUGGUGGAAGGGCACCCAGGGCAUGACAUGGUCUCAGCUGCUGCCGCAGCUCCACCAGCUGAAGGUCACCUGGCCCAACCCAGAUGUCCUUAUCCUGCACCUGGGGGGGAAUGACCUGAGCACCGACAGCCCCACAGACCUGCUAGCCUCCGUCAAGAAGGACUUGACGUCUAUGAGGAGCAUCUUCCCACAGUGCGUCCUUGUGUGGUCCAAUAUCCUCCCUCGAAGGGUGUGGCGCCACUCAGUGGACAGCCACGAGGUCGAUUUGGUCCGCACUACGGUAAAUCGCCGGAUCCAAAAUAUCAUCUCAGAGUUGGGCGGCACCUCUCUGACCCACGAUAACAUCCGCUGUGGCGCAAACACAGGUCUUUACCGGGUCGAUGGUGUCCACCUUUCCCAAAAGGGCAUCGAUGUUUUCAAUUUGAACCUGCAGGACCUCCUGGAGAAGUGGGAGAUGGAGGUGAACGCAGCCUCUGAGAAGAGCUGAGAGGUUUCACAUUCACUUCUUUCUUUUUUUUAGGUUUAUUUCUGAGGAUAGCUAGGCAGUUUUUCACUGACUCUGUAGCUGCACAGGCCACCUCCUGACUAAUGAAACUGUUUUAGCUUACUGUGUAGCAUAUCUCACAUCUUAUGGUAAUAAUAAAUUCACUGUAUUCUUGAAUGUCAGCUCAUUUUCAGCCAUUACGACUUAAUGUUAUGCAGCAGGUAUGCAGAGACAUUUUUCUCAUGCAUGGAGCUGUUAAACCUACAUUUGAUUUAAGCAAAAAGCAUGUUCAUGAUUUAAACUGCUUUGUGUUUUUGUUCUGAAAAUUAAAUAAACACUGAUUCAG
Messenger RNA from Neolamprologus brichardi, 7031 nucleotides. RefSeq lists its product as uncharacterized. Lineage: Eukaryota; Metazoa; Chordata; Actinopteri; Cichliformes; Cichlidae. The record is from RefSeq and is a predicted model, not a curated record.